AUGUCCCCCUUGAUUCUUCUCCUAUUUAUUUUCCAUCUCCUAAUCCCCGGUUCCCCAGAAAAAAUCUGCAAAACCCCAGAAUGCCAGAAAAUCGCUGAUCGCUACUUGAAACAUCUCAACGAUUCAGUCAAACCAUGUGACAACUUCUACAAUUUCAUCUGUGGAAAAUAUCAAGAAAAUCAUAAAGUCUCAGAAACCCAGGAUAAAAUAUCAGUACUUCAGGAAAUUCAGGAAACUAUAGAUCUAGAAUUGCUAGAAAUUCUGAAAAAUAAUGGGAGUGGAGGAGUUUAUCGAAAGAUUCACAAUUAUUUCGAUUCUUGUGUUGAAGUUGAACAUCGAGAUGGAUUUCGAGAUGUUCUGCUGAAGCAGCAAAUCGAGAAUUUCGGAGGUUGGAAGCUGGUGAAUGAAGGUGUGAAAAAUGAGGAAUGGGAAAGUAUAGCGGGGAAAAUGUUUGGGCAUGGAUUUCAGGCGAUGGUGAAGAUUGUGCCUGGCCCGAUUUUUGAAAAUACAAAGUCUUAUGGGUUGUUGGUAAGUCAGGGUUACUGUAGCUUUAGGGUUACUGUAACCCCAUUAAACCAAAAAUUCCUUUCCAGCUUCUCGCUCCUACAGUAUACCUCGACGAUGAUCUCUCACCUUACAUAAUCAAUAAAUCACCAAUUCUUGCGAGUUACCGUAACUUGAUCAAUUCCACGUUGGCACUUCUAGGAAUCAAUGAUCAGAAAAUCAUUGAUGAUAUUUUAGAAGUGGAGAAAACUCUAGUCAAAGUAAGAAAUCCUCAGAUCUUCCCCCAAAAAUACUUUAUUUCAGGCAUCAAUCAGUGAUGGCUCAACAGAUUAUGGUAAAAAUUACACGGUGAUUCAGAUCAAGGAGACAGUUCCAAGUAUGAAUUGGAACGUGUUUUUCGAAAAAUCCGGGCUCAUUUUAACGGAUUCCACGGAGAUUCGAGUCAUUGAUCCGAACUAUUUGGUGAAUUUUGAGAAAAUUCUGAAAGAAUAUGCGAAAAUGCCGGAGAAAAUUGUGAAUUAUUUGAUGUGGGUUUUGGUGGCGGAAUCUGCGAAAUAUAUGGGGAAGAAAUGGGUGAAACCGUUGAAUGAGUUUGAGAAAAACACUAAGGGAUUUUAUACCAAUGUGAGUUUCCGCAAGCUUCAUGAGAUUUUAUUGAAAAACUUGAAAAAAUGCGAAAAAAAAAUUUUUUUGCAAAAAAAAAAUAAAAGUAAAACAACAAUACUCCGCAAUCCCGUUGCAUUUUCGUGUAUUUCUCUCGGACAAUAUCGAUUUUUUUUGUUUUUUUUUUGCGCGAUAAUUUUAAUUUUCAAACCUUGCCACGUCGCAAAAUUUUUGCAGUAUUCAUCGUGGCAAUUCUGCGUCUCUGAAUCGCGCAAAAAAUUCCCAAACCUUCUCGUCCAUCAAAUCUUCUCCAAAACCUACACAGCCUCCCACAAAUCCCUCACAAAAUCUCUGAUUUCCAACAUCAAAUCAGCAAUGAAGACUGAAAUCGAAGGCGCAGAUUGGCUGGGAAAUUCGACAAAAUCAGCGCUGGAAAAACUUGAAGUUAUGAGGGAGAAGAUCGGAUAUCCGGAAGUUGGGCAAGAAGAGGUUCUGGAUAAACCAUUCGAGAAUAUUUGUAUAAAACAUCGAGAAUUCUUGAGAAACGAGAUGAAACUACGAAAGAUCGAACAACUUGAAAAGUUCCAACUCAUCGGAAAAUCCACACAUUCCUUCUGGGAAAACUCUUUAGAAGCUGACGCAGUCUACCAUCCAUCCUUCAAUGAGAUUCAAAUCAAAGCAGCAAUUUCGACACAUCCAAUGUUAGUUCCAGGAAUACCUUCAGCUAUUCUUUAUGGAUCUUUUGGAAGUGUAAUUGGUCAUGAGAUUUCUCAUGGUUUUGAUACAACUGGUGCGAAUUUUGAUGCAAAUGGGAAUUCGAAUAAUUGGUGGGAGGAAGAUGCUUAUGAUAAACUUCAGAAGAGAAUUUCUUGUUUGAAUAUUCAGUAUGGUAUGGGAGGAUCGACUUUGGGUGAAGAUAUUGCAGAUAAUGGCGGUCUUCGGAUAGCCUAUGAAGCCUAUAGAUCUAUAUCUGAAAAAGAAGACCAAAAGCUUCCGGGCCUCGAAAAAUACACUAAUGAUCAAUUAUUCUUUAUGGCCUAUGGACAUGUGAGUCUGAUUUUUUUUAAAACAUUUUAAAAAUAUGCUGAUUUGAUUUAGAACUUCUGCACAUCUUACAAGGAAUCAACCAUUGCUCAUAUUUUAAAAACAGAUCCGCAUUCAAUUGGACAGAAAAGAGUGAAUAUUCCACUUCAGAAUUUUGAAAAGUUUUCGGAGGUUUUUAAAUGUGAAGUGGGGGAUUUGAUGAGAUUGGAGGAGACUUGUAGGGUUUGGUGA
Messenger RNA from Caenorhabditis angaria, 2382 nucleotides. The record is from the annotation of a GenBank genome assembly. Lineage: Eukaryota; Metazoa; Nematoda; Chromadorea; Rhabditida; Rhabditidae.